This is a messenger RNA of Aspergillus sclerotioniger CBS 115572, 6357 nucleotides long. Its product is annotated as Arf family guanine nucleotide exchange factor SEC7. Gene Ontology annotation, biological process: regulation of ARF protein signal transduction. Bases 127 to 6120 code for a protein of 1997 amino acids. The transcript has 4 exons. Lineage: Eukaryota; Fungi; Ascomycota; Eurotiomycetes; Eurotiales; Aspergillaceae. The record is from RefSeq and is a predicted model, not a curated record. Gene Ontology annotation, molecular function: guanyl-nucleotide exchange factor activity.
CCAGCGUCCAGGAGGCUAGAGGGUCCUUCUUCUCAGACCUGCAUAUACCCCUUCGGUCUCUCUUUUAGUCACAUGUGGACCCCUCGUCUGCCGGUCUUUCAACGCUCCGGACGGAGUCUCGCAUAAAUGGCGGAAGUCGAGAAUGGCUCGGUAAACGAGCCAACCCAAACAGCUACGGCCCUGCCGCAGGCAGACAACAACGAGGAUGCCGGCGAUGUCAUAGCGCAUACAGAUCACUCCGUCGACGGAGGCAAGCCCAUACUACCGGAGGAGUCGGAACGUCAGGAAAUCGCGGUAGAGGAAUCGGAGGAUGCUCAUCCAUCCCCGGAACAAUUGGAAGCUGCUGAGAACACAGAGUCACCGAAUCAAUCCGCAAGCCCUCCGGAGGGAGCCGUCGCAUCAUCACCGGAACCCAAGCCCGACGCGGGGGCUGAGUCGAAGUCGAAGGAUGAUGUUGCGAAUAUACCACCAGAGGUUCCGGCUGUCAGUGUUGAACAUGAAACCCCGGCCGAAAGACAAGAUGUCGGUUCCAUCCCACCUAAUGAUGAACUUGCUUCCGAUACCCGCAUGCGCUCGGAUUCACGGUCAACAACUGCAACGUUUGCCACGCACCGCUCUGUGACUGUCAGCUCUACCGUCUUCAUUGUCACAGCUCUGGACACCAUUGGUGCAUCCAAGGAGGCGCGGAGAAGCAAGGAAUUGGACGAUGCUGUGAAGAGCGCGCUCGCGAAUGUCAAACAGUCGGACCGUCAGCCCAUUGACCCUGAACUUAUCUUUCGCCCUCUACAGCUUGCCACCAAAUCCAUCAGCAUUCCUCUUCAAGUGACGGCACUCGACUGCAUUGGAAAAUUGAUUACCUACUCAUACUUCGCCUUUCCUUCGGCACAUGAGGGGAAGACGUCGGACUCGGAGGCCAACCCUGAACAGCCACCCCUCAUUGAGCGAGCCAUUGAUGCGAUCUGCGAAUGCUUUGAGAACGAAGCAACACCGGUCGAAAUUCAGCAACAAAUCAUCAAGUCCCUUCUUGCAGCAGUUCUGAAUGAUAAGAUUGUUGUUCAUGGAGCAGGUCUCCUGAAAGCCGUCCGCCAAAUAUACAAUAUCUUCAUCUACUCCAAAUCAUCUCAGAAUCAGCAGAUUGCCCAGGGGUCCUUGACACAAAUGGUUAGCACGGUUUUCGAUAGAGUCCAGGUCAGACUGGACUUGAAAGAGCUAUGCUUGCGCGACAGCGAGAAAGGGCAGCAUAGCUCCUCAGACACCGCAACUCUGGAGGCGGGAGAGACUCCCCAAGCAACGGAAGAUGACCACGAGUCAGAUGCGCCCUCUGCCGCAACUUCCGACCACCCUGUCACGAAGGAGCCCGGGGAGAAACUGACAUUGCAAAGUUUCGAGUCGAGCAAGGACGUGACCUCUGUCAACGACAAUGCUCCCACAAUGGUUACUCGUGCGAGGGGUAAUCAGAGAUCGGCACGGUCUUUGUCCGCGGCUUCAGGAGAGGACAUCGACGGCAGUGCAGACGAUGAUGAAGAUGAAAUUUAUGUCAAAGAUGCCUUCCUGGUCUUCAGGGCUCUCUGCAAGCUGAGCCACAAAAUCCUGAGUCAUGAUCAACAGCAAGAUCUCAAGUCCCAGAACAUGAGGUCCAAAUUGUUGUCCUUGCACUUGAUCCAUUAUCUCAUCAACAACCACGUCGCAGCCUUCACAUCUCCGCUCUUGACCAUCAAAAACAGCUCCAACGGCCCGGACGCGAUGACACUUCUACAGGCUGUUCGGCCCCAUCUCUGUCUGAGUCUGAGCCGCAAUGGCUCUAGCUCGGUGCCUCGGAUCUUCGAAGUCUGCUGUGAGAUCUUCUGGCUCAUGCUAAAGCACAUGAGAGUGAUGAUGAAGAAAGAACUCGAGGUUUUCCUGAAAGAAAUUUACUUGACCAUUCUCGAGAAGCGCAAUUCCCCCACGUUCCAAAAACAAUACUUCAUGGAGAUCUUGGAGAGGCUGGCCGGUGAUCCGCGCGCUUUAGUUGAAAUGUACCUCAACUAUGACUGCGACAGGACCGCAUUGGAGAAUAUCUUCCAGAACGUCAUCGAACAACUAUCGCGAUACGCAAGUAUACCUGUUGCGGUCACCGCUUUCCAGCAACAACAAUAUUUGGAGCAUCAUGUCAAAGUCUCGACUCUUGGAAACGACUGGCAUCAACGGGGUACUCUACCGCCUUAUCUGACCACGGCUAAUGUAGCCAACGGUCAUCUGCCAAACAUGCAACAUGUACCCCCGGAUUAUAUACUCAAGAAUCAAGCGGUCGAAUGUCUAGUGGAAAUUCUGCAAUCGUUAGACAACUGGGCCUCGCAGCGUUUGGUUGAUCAGGCCGCUCCUGCUCUCAAUUCGUCUUCGCAGAAAUCAAUCGACAAUCCCAGGGACUCUACGGAAACGACCGCCGCAACCUACCUUGCCUCCCCAAGAAUUGAGAGUACUGACGGCAGUACUACACCUGUCGCAGAAGACGAUCCGAACCAAAUAGAGAGGGUCAAACAAAGGAAGAUUGCUUUCACGAACGCUAUUCAACAAUUCAACUUCAAGGCCAAACGGGGAAUCAAACUGUUCGUCAAAGAGGGCUUCGUACGCUCUGAUUCACCCGAGGACAUUGCUGCGUUUUUGUUUCGAAAUGACCGGUUGGAUAAGGCCAUGGUUGGUGAGUAUCUCGGCGAAGGGGAUGCGGAGAAUAUUGCCAUCAUGCAUGCUUUCGUCGAUAUGAUGGAGUUUUCAAAGCGCCGCUUCGUUGACGCUCUGCGUCAAUUCUUGCAGCACUUCCGAUUGCCCGGUGAAGCACAGAAGAUCGAUCGCUUCAUGCUCAAGUUCGCAGAACGCUACGUCACCCAAAAUCCAAACGCGUUUGCAAAUGCGGAUACCGCUUACGUUCUCGCGUACUCCGUCAUCAUGCUCAACACAGAUCAACACAGUGCCAAGAUUAAGGGUCUCCGUAUGACGAAGGAAGACUUCAUCAAGAACAACCGGGGUAUUAACGACAACCAGGACUUGCCUGACGAGUAUCUCAGCUCCAUCUACGAGGAAAUUGCAAGCAAUGAAAUCGUUCUGGAUACUGAAAGAGAGCAUGCUGCCAAUCUCGGCAUUCCGACAUCUACCCCUACUGGCGGCCUGGCCUCCAGGGCUGGACAGGUUUUCGCAACCGUGGGACGGGAUAUUCAAGGUGAAAAAUACGCCCAAGCCUCUGAGGAAAUGGCCAACAAAACAGAGCAGCUUUAUCGAAGUUUAAUACGAGCACAGCGAAAGACCGCUGUCAAGGAAGCUCUCUCGCGCUUUAUCCCGGCAACGUCUGCCCAGCACGUGGGAUCCAUGUUCAAUGUCACCUGGAUGUCUUUCCUUUCUGGCUUGUCUGCCCCAAUGCAAGAUACUCAAUACCUAGAAAUCAUCCGGCUUUGCAUGGGAGGGAUGAAGCUGGCGAUUCGCAUCAGUUGUGCAUUUGAACUUGAAACCCCUCGGGUUGCGUUUGUCACAGCGUUGGCCAAAUUCACAAAUCUGGGCAACGUUCGGGAGAUGGUGGCCAAGAACGUGGAAGCUUUGAAGGCCUUACUUGAUGUAGCUCUUACGGAAGGAAACCACCUUAAGGGCUCAUGGAGAGAAAUCCUGACCUGUGUCAGUCAACUCGACCGUCUUCAACUCCUAAGCGAUGGCGUCGAUGAAGGCUCCUUGCCUGAUGUCUCCCGAGCUCGCAUUGUGACCCAACCAUCUUCGGACGGAUCUCGGAAGUCCAUGCAAGCCUCAAGGCGGCCUCGCCCCCGAUCAAUCAAUGGACCGACAGCUUUCCGUACCGAGGUUGCAAUGGAGAGUCGGUCUGCAGAAAUGAUCCGGGGAGUGGAUCGCAUUUUCACCAACACGGCUAACCUCUCUCACGAGGCCAUCAUCGACUUUAUCCAGGCCCUGAGCGAAGUCAGCUGGCAAGAAAUUCAAUCUUCCGGGCAAACUGAAUCCCCUCGGACUUACAGUUUGCAGAAGCUCGUCGAGAUCAGCUAUUACAACAUGACGAGAGUCAGGAUAGAAUGGUCCAAGAUUUGGGAAGUCCUCGGUCAGCAUUUCAACCAGGUGGGGUGUCAUUCGAACACGACGGUGGUCUUCUUUGCGCUUGAUUCGCUUCGCCAGCUCUCUAUGCGUUUCAUGGAAAUUGAAGAGUUGCCCGGUUUCAAGUUCCAAAAAGAUUUCCUCAAGCCCUUCGAGCAUGUCAUGGCGAAUAGCAGCGCAGUAACUGUCAAGGAUAUGAUUCUCCGGUGUCUCAUUCAAAUGAUCCAAGCACGUGGUGACAACAUUCGUUCUGGCUGGAAAACAAUGUUUGGCGUCUUCACAGUUGCUGCACGGGAGCCAUAUGAAGGCAUCGUCAAUAUGGCAUUUGAGCAUGUUACCCAGAUCUACAACACUCGAUUUGGGGUCGUGAUUACACAGGGCGCUUUUCCUGACCUCGUUGUGUGCCUCACUGAGUUCUCCAAGAACUCAAGGUUCCAGAAGAAGUCGUUGCAGGCAAUUGAGACCUUGAAGUCCACGGUUUCGAAAAUGCUCAGGACGCCGGAGUGCCCACUGUCUCACCGCGGUGCAUCCCCGGAAGGCUUCCAUGAAGAUGCUACCAACCUUUCCCAGCAGCUCACCCGCCAGUCUAAAGAAGAGCAGUUCUGGUAUCCGAUCUUGAUCGCGUUCCAAGACGUGCUGAUGACCGGCGAUGAUCUGGAGGUCCGCUCACAAGCACUGACAUACCUCUUCGAGACAUUAAUCCGGUACGGCGGUGAAUUUCCACAGGAAUUCUGGGACGUGCUGUGGAGACAGCUUCUCUAUCCUAUCUUUGUGGUGCUACAGUCGAAAUCGGAAAUGUCCAAGGUGCCUAAUCAUGAAGAGCUUUCUGUGUGGCUGUCAACAACCAUGAUUCAGGCCUUGAGGAAUAUGAUCACGCUGUUCACUCACUACUUUGACGCACUUGAGUACAUGCUCGGUCGCAUUCUCGAGCUCCUCACUCUGUGCAUCUGUCAAGAAAAUGACACCAUUGCGCGAAUUGGAAGCAACUGCCUGCAACAGCUGAUCUUGCAGAAUGUUAGCAAAUUCCAGCUGGAGCAUUGGAAAAAGGUUGUUGGGGCUUUUGUCGAGCUUUUCAGCAAGACCACUGCGUACGAGCUGUUUACUGCCGCUGCCUCCAUCUCUUCCAAGGCACCGAGCUCGCUGAAAAACGGGGAAGCCUCAAUCAACGAAGAGUCUGGGCCAGAAUCUUCCGAAACGGCCUCGGAUCAGGAACAUGUACCUGAACCGCAGAAGGCUAACGGGGCGCAGAGUGUGACGUCGGAGCACGAGGAGGGCGACAUGCCUGCGACCUCAACUCCCGCAUUGGAGGAUUACCGACCUCAGGCAGAGGCCCAGCAACAACCAGCCGCUGUGACCGUGGCACGACGUCGGUUCUUCAACCGUAUCAUUACCAACUGUGUACUUCAGUUGCUUAUGAUUGAGACUGUUCACGAACUGUUCUCAAACGACAAAGUCUACGCCCAGAUCCCCAGCCAUGAGCUCCUUCGCCUGAUGGGCUUGCUGAAGAAAAGUUAUCAGUUUGCGAAGAAGUUCAACGAGGACAAGGAAUUGCGGAUGCAACUGUGGCGUCAAGGGUUUAUGAAGCAACCUCCCAACCUCCUCAAGCAGGAAAGUGGAAGCGCUGCCACUUACGUCCACAUCCUUUUCCGCAUGUAUCACGACGAGAGGGAGGAGCGUAAAAGCAGCCGCGCAGAAACAGAGGCGGCUCUGAUUCCGUUGUGUGCGGAUAUAAUUCGCAGCUUCGUCCGUCUUGAUGAAGACUCACAGCAUCGGAACGUAGUGGCCUGGCGUCCGGUGGUUGUGGACGUCAUCGAGGGCUACACCAACUUUCCCACCGAGGGCUUCGACAAACAUAUUGGAACUUUCUACCCAUUAGCGGUUGAUCUGUUGGGUCGCGACCUGAACCCUGAGAUUCGCGUCUCCCUUCAAUCAUUGUUGCGGAGAAUCGGCGAGGCAAAGCUGGGUAUACCUGCCACCCAAUCAUCUCUGCCAGCGCCGUCUAGUCACCGGAACUCCGUGUCGAGCCAGUAUCCCCGCAAACACAGUGGAGGUCGUUGAACAAGACGGCCAGUGUUCGAUUUUGUGUGUUGACGUUACUUCCUUCCUUCUGUUUACUUUGCGCUGCUUUUUGGAUAUCCUCGCCUACAGGACUGUAGGGCUUUUCUCGAUCUGGAGGAGUAUUGAAUGUAGACCUAGCACAGCAUUGCGUUUGUUUCUUCUUAUCUCCCGCGAGACUCCUUCGACGGGACUUAUAUUUGUAUGUACAAAAUAACAUCUUUAUGAGAGCGUUGCCGG